AUGUCAAAGAUUUAUAUAUCAAGCAAUCCUCCUGCAUACCAUGCCAAUGUUUAUGAUGAUGAUCUCGAGAAGGGACUUCCUUUGUACACACAACAGGACACAAAUAAAUCACCCAAUUCAGGUUCUUUAAAAGCCAAAGAGAAGAAAGAUAUAGCAAUGGAUCAACUUGGCGAUUUUUAUUCCUUUUUAGAUGAAAGGAAACGUGAAGCUUCACAAUUCCUAAAUCGGGAAUUUCCCGGCAAUGUAGUUCUUAAAGAGAAGUUGCAACGACUGUUAUCUACAAUUAUUCCCUCUUUGGCCUUCAUUCAUAUAUUCUCGGGACUAAUAGGACUGCUUUAUGUGGUCAUCUUGAUGGGUUGUGUCCUUCCAUUCGUUUUCAGUGCUAUUGGAAAAAUCAUUGGUAUGGUCGUAGGUACCUUGAUGUACUGUGUAGGUACCAUAAUGUGCGGUGUGGGCUAUGUAUUGUAUUCCACUCUUUUAGCCUGUCUUGGUUUAGAUUUUGUUAGCUCAACAGAUCACACGAGAGCGCCUACGCUUCCCAGCUAUCAGCAAAGAGACAAUACACUGGCUCCUCCACCGACGGAUAUCUAUCCUACUACGUAA
Molecule: messenger RNA, 603 nt
Organism: Schizosaccharomyces osmophilus
Lineage: Eukaryota; Fungi; Ascomycota; Schizosaccharomycetes; Schizosaccharomycetales; Schizosaccharomycetaceae
Exons: 2
Coding region: 1-603 (200 amino acids)
Source: RefSeq, a predicted model, not a curated record